UCUCUUUUAAUUUCCCCAUGUAUAAAUAACCUCUAUUCCUUAAUCCUUCUCCCCACCAACUUUCUUUCCAAUUCUCUUAAGUUCCAAGUUCAAAGCAAUAUGGCUAUCAAGAAAUCAAACAAAUUAACUCAAACGGCGGCUAUCAAGCAGAUUCUUAAAAGGUGCUCAAGUUUUGGCAAGAAACAAGGUUAUGAUCAUGAAGGAGGACAUCCCGAUGAUGUACCUAAAGGACAUUUUGUUGUCUAUGUUGGUGAACAUAGAAGCAGAUAUGUAGUUCCAAUAUCAUGGUUGACUCACCCUGAGUUCCAGAGCUUGCUUCAAAGAGCUGAAGAGGAGUUUGGGUUUAACCACGACAUGGGACUCACAAUUCCUUGUGAGGAAGUCGUUUUUCGCUCUCUAACAGCCAUGAUCAGAUGAAAGAACAACGUUGCUUCAUUGGUUGCAGUUAUAAAUUAUACCCUCAUGCAUGACACGAGUGGUUUUUCUGACUAAUUGAUGACAUUUUCUUCUCCUUGCUUUUAUUACAAUUUGAUAUUUGUAUAUUGUGCAUGUACCUAAGUUUUUCCCUCAUGUAGCACGUAUCCCGUUUCCACGUGCUCUUGAGAGUAUCCUUUAAAAGUAAUGAAAACAUUUCAUGGGAGAA
Messenger RNA from Gossypium arboreum, 643 nucleotides. Its product is annotated as protein SMALL AUXIN UP-REGULATED RNA 12-like. Lineage: Eukaryota; Viridiplantae; Streptophyta; Magnoliopsida; Malvales; Malvaceae. The record is from RefSeq and is a predicted model, not a curated record. Gene Ontology annotation, biological process: response to auxin. The coding region runs from base 100 to 417 and encodes 105 amino acids. The transcript has a single exon.